AUGGAGAGGUUCAAGAAACUUCAUCCGGCCACUUUUUCCAGGAUUGGCCCGGAGGCGAUGGAACCGGAGAGAUGGAUUAAUGCUUUGGAAAAAGCCUUCGCUGUAUUAGAAUGUACCGAUGCCCAAAAGUUGAUAUGCGUCGGGUACCAGUUGCAGAAUGAGGCUGAAGCAUGGUGGAAGUCGACGCGACCAAAUUUGGAGGCGACUCAUCCCAACCCCACUUGGGAGCAGUUCAAGGAAGUCUUUUUUAAGAAUUAUUUUUCUGAGAGUUUCAGAGAUAAGAAGGAAGCUGAAUUCUCUGCCCUCGUACAAGGAUCGAAGACAGUGUUAGAUUACCAACAGCAGUUUGAGGAUUUGUCCCAUUUUGCACCAGAACAUAUGAAGGGGGAGGCUAGCAAAACGAAGAAAUUUGAAAAGGGGCUCAAGCUUGAGAUCGGGUCCAUCCUGUCAGUCAUGGAUAUUCAAACCUAUGCACAGAUGGUCGAUAAAGCCAAGACGAUAGAGGAUAGACUGAAUGAGGGGACCACAGUAUUAACGGGGCUAGGUAAGGGGCUUAAUACCUUCCAAAAUUUAGAGUGGCCCAACGAGACCUUCUAA
Molecule: messenger RNA, 597 nt
Organism: Telopea speciosissima
Lineage: Eukaryota; Viridiplantae; Streptophyta; Magnoliopsida; Proteales; Proteaceae
Exons: 1
Coding region: 1-597 (198 amino acids)
Source: RefSeq, a predicted model, not a curated record